UGCUAGUCCGCCCCGGCUGGCGCGGCCCAUGGUCCCAUCCAUCCUCGGAGAUGCUGCCGGGGCUGCCCGCCCUCGUGGGCUCGGUGGUGCUGUGGCUGAGCAGCGCAGCCCCCCGGGGCCUGUCGGAGCAGUCUAUAAAAUGCUUCCCUGAGAAUGGUCCGUCCAGAGAGUGGCUGGUCAGAAACAAGCUGACUCCAGGGGGGCUGCGGACCCUCCGUGUGGAUUCUGUUGCCAGCCCCAAGACCAAUCCGGAUGCGGUCCUUCUGAACAUAAGCUGGGUCCUCAAACAAGACGGCAGCAUCCAGAUGCUGAAGGCCACCAAGAUUUGUGUGCACGGAAAAGGCCAAUUCUUAACCCACAGCUGUGUGAGAUGCAAUUACACGGAAGUAUUUCAGAGUCAGACCUCACCCGAUGGAGGCAGAUGGGAGUUCCAUUACCUUGGAUUUCCUAUCAAGCCAGAAACCGCUUAUUUCAUCAGCGCCAACAAUAUCCCACCUGCAAAUAUGAAUGAAGAUACUGCCACCAUAUCUGUGAACUACACCUCACCAGACUGCCUGGACCCAGUGAUGAAGUAUACAAAAAAGUGUCAGGACUAUGGGAGCCUGUGGAGACCGAACAUCACCGCGUGUCAGAAGGAGAAGAGCGUGGAGGUGAAUUUCAGCACCAGCAGCCUCGGGCACCAUUACGAAGUCCUGAUUAUCAGCCACAACAUCCUCGACAUCCUUGGGAACAGCGACAUCUUGGAGCUGAACCAGAGCCGGGCAACUGUGACCAUCCCAGUGACGGCAGAGGAAGGGAAAGGGGCCCUAGUGCAGAUAAUCCCUUAUUUCUCUACGUGCAACAACGACUGCAUCCGGCGCAGAGGAACCAUCUUCAGCUGCCUGGAAAGCGUCACUUUGGUCGGCCUGAAAAAAAGCCAACCGUGGAAGCGCCUGCUGUACUUGCUGCUCCCGGCUCUGAGCGUGGCCCUGUGGGCGCUAGCGGCGGGACUCUACCUUCUGUGGAGACACGGAAAGGCCCAGAAGGCUCCUCCCCACGUGCCCCCGCUCCUCCCGCCCAUCAGGGUGCUCCUCGUGUACCAUCCCCAGGCCUGCUUCCGGCACACCGUCUGCGCCUUCGCCCAGUACCUGCAGGGCCACUGCAGAAGCGACGUCAUCCUCGACCAGUGGCAGAAGGGGAGGGUGGCAGAAAUGGGCCUGGUUCUGUGGCUCACGGCCCAGAAGAAGGAGGCGGACAGAGUCGUGUUCCUCUUCUCCAGCCCGGCAGAGGCCUGUGACGGCUCCUGUGACCCGAGCGCCGGCGGGCACCGCGAGAGCGCCCAAGACCUCUUUGCCCUCGCCUUCAACCUCUUCUGCAGCGACCUGAAGAGCCGGGCUUCCCUGGCCAAGUACCUGGUGGUCUCGCUGGGGAAGGCCGUCCUGUCGGAGGACCUCGGCGCCCUCGGCGUGUGCCCCAGGUACCAGCUCAUGAAGGAGGCCGGCCCCUUCUGCAGAGACCUGCUCAGCCUCUAGCCCUGGGCCCCCGCAGAGAGGGCUCGCCCGUCUCACUGUCCCCGUGAAGUGCAAGGAGACGCGGACAAGGGGAAACCCUGCAAGAGCUUCCGGCGAGGCCCCGAGCACUAAGAGCCCUUGGAGAAGGGGAAGGGGCUGUCAGCUUGUGGGGGCUGCGAGCCAGGGGGAGGGCGAGAGAGGCCCACAGAGCAGGGAGGACCCUGGAUCCGGCUCCCGGCCGCAAAAACGCUCACUAAUAAGCACAUGAUCUCUGCUGACCAAACUCCCAACUCAGAAGCCAGUUACUAUUUCUGCUUUUCACAAAUGUACAUAAAGAGUGACGGAUUACUGAUGUA
Antechinus flavipes (yellow-footed antechinus) is the source of this 1846-nucleotide messenger RNA. It is a transcript of the gene IL17RB, whose product is annotated as interleukin 17 receptor B. NCBI's taxonomy places the organism in Eukaryota, Metazoa, Chordata, Mammalia, Dasyuromorphia, Dasyuridae. Bases 51 to 1511 code for a protein of 486 amino acids. The transcript has 11 exons. Gene Ontology annotation, molecular function: interleukin-17 receptor activity. The record is from RefSeq and is a predicted model, not a curated record.